AUGCAUUUAAUGUACUAUUUUGAUGAGCAAGGCAACAGAAUUUACACUCUGAAGGUUAGUAUUAGUAUAAGAAUGUUUCUUGCUUGCAGCAAAUCGGGCAGACAUGCACAAAUGUUCAAUAUAGGUAUAACUUUGGUUUGUGAAAAUAUAGUCUUGUCUCAUUAAAAUCAGCAUGUGUGUUCGACCUUUAUAUAAGUAUCUUUGAAGUUGUUUAUGUCUUACUGAGUACUCAGGCUAUUUACUGCAAUAAAGAUCUGAUAUAAUCCUAUUACUACCCUGAAUAGAACAUUUAGGGUAUUUUGCAAGUACCGUACAACAUGCACCCUUCCGGAAGUUUAACCUGGGUGGAAAGCACCACCAAGCUGCACAAUAACAGAAAUUUAUUAAUAAUUAGUAUUACAAAAUAGCUAGCCUGCCGCAUGAGAUCUCGGGCUAAAGUAUCCUACUUUCCAGUGUGGCGAAAGUAUGUCACUUUAGCUAUAGAGCCACGUCCAUAUUCAUGUUGCCACACAUAACAUGUUAUCACCAGUAUACCCAUCUCAGAUAACGUCAUAUUUUGACCGCUAAAAGAGCUCAAAAUCAAAAUGGCAAAGUGCCUCUUAUAAAAAUAAAUAUGGUAUAUAAUCGAUCAAUUUAUCUCAAAUAUGCAUUAAAUUCUAAGGCUUCAUUAAGGCUUCAAUUCAAAGUUAUUGACUAUUGUACUUGCCUUUGUUGGCACCAAUUAAUGUAGGAUCUUUAUUAUAAAAUAUGAGAAGUUUUAUAGGAUGUUUUAUUAUUAUUUUCAUACUGAACUAUUCGUCUCACAGAAAAAUGUCACGAUUUGCACAGAUGACGGGUAUUUGACACGGAAAAAAAUGUCGCUUUAAUACUUCGACCUUUGUUUUGACCUCUAUUAGUUGAAAUAAUAUAAUACUGGCAAAAGUUGCAAGGCAAACAUUAAAUAUUUAAACUUCGGUCUGAUCGGAUGUAAAUAGUCAAUUUGCCACGAGAUAACGUUGAGGAGUUGAUGAGUUGAGGAGUUGACCCACCCAUAACGUCGGUGUUAUGUGUGGCAACAUGAAUAUGGACAUGGCCCUUUAUAUUAAAGCCCAACGUCUCAAUCACGAAAGUGAGGCUCUAGUUUAUUUUAAUGAUGUAAUGAUCAAAAUACAGUGCAAAAAAAGGCAAGUCAAGUGCCAAAACAUUUGACAUUUUGACUUGUGUAAAGUUUUGACUAGCCUACUGUAACUCUGACACUUUAUCAUCUGACUAUAAAAUGUGUCAAAGUCACAGAUUAGUAAUUGAUAAAUAAUUUUCUAUCUUAUUUUUAUAGAAAGUUGAUCCAAAUGGAAAAACUACCAUAUCGUCACAUCCUGGUAAGUAUUUGGUAUACAUCUACUGUACCAUACAAUUGAAUUAACAAAAUAAAUUAUUAUCAGGGCUUGAAAUAACAGCCAAUCACCGAUCAAUGAUCAGCAAGAAAUUGCUUAUGAUUGGUGGAAAAGCAGGGGAAUCAAGUUGCAUAUUCCAUUCUUACAUAUCGGUUCAUAAUAUGGUUCCCUCAGAACAUAUUUGUGGGUGUAGAAUAUGUUUACAGAAAGAAUGCAAGGCGGAAGAGGAAGAUUUCUACGCUUUCUAUACACAUAUUGUAAAAUUAUCCAUGCAAAGGAACAGUGGUAUCUUAUUUGUCGUUGGCAGAGAUUCAGAGAACUAUUGGAAGGUUUUAGAGACAGGCAUUAACGUUUUUACGCUGUUGGAGCAAGCAGUACAAUUUGAUGAAAAUUAAUUAUUGUCUUGUGCACGGGUGGAAAAGGUAUCAUAAAACCUUUUUCAGUUCCCACAAAAAUAUUUCCCCAAGAAGAAAGAAAAAAAAAUGUAAAAAUUUAAUAGAUAAACUUUGGCGAAAUUCAGAGGAAAAAUUCUAACUAAUAGAAAGAAUGUUACCUCAGAAGUCAGAAAUGCAAUAACUUUAUUUUUAUAAGUACAUCCAUCUUAAUAGUGCGAUAGUGUGUAAAUUUGUAGUCUAUAGAAUAAUGUAACAAAUGUUGUAUGGCAAAUGCAUUUUUAGCUAGUGUAAUUUUCAAAAUUUUCUGGGGAAGCAUAGGUCCCUAGCUGGUAUAGGUCCCUAGCUGGUAUUGGUCCCUGGUAGUACGUUUUUUUAGCAUCUCUAUUUAUCUUAGGAUCAGACCCUGAUGCAUGUUAUCUGAAUACGUUUUAUGUUAUAUUCCUAAAAGUAUUAUUAAGAUUCUCAGUGCACUGAAAUUCUGUUAAAAUAUAGCAUGACAUUCAGUUUCACGACAUCACACAGUUACAGUGUCCGAUUGUUAAUAUUUUCCCCAGCCCUGGGGCCGGUUGUAUAAAACUCUUAAUCACUUUUUUAAUCACUAUUUUGUAGUUAAAUAGUGAUUAACUCUUAAAUACGCGCUUCUUAUUGGAUGACGUUUGCACUUAACCAUAGUUAACUUUUUUCACUUUUUUAUACAACCGGCCCCAGGUCUUGUGGGGAAUCAAGUCGCAUAUCCCAUGCUCACAUAGCCACAUACUGUAUAUGUUCUUAGUAUGGUUGCCCAUAUUUGUUAGUGGGCAUAGAAUACUUGUAUGUUUACAGAAAGAAUGCAGAAAUUGUGUCGCUGGGGCUGAAGAGGAAGAUUUCGGAGAGUUUCCUCGCAUUCUAUACGCAGAUUAUUGUAAAAUCAUCGGUGUAAAGGAAACGUAGAAAAUCUUUGAAGUACAGUAUCUCAUUUUGUCGUUGGCAGAGUUGCGUAGAGCCAUGCAGGCAUUAAACCUACGUUUUCGCGGUGUUGGAGCAAGCAGUAAAAUUUGAUGAAACAUAUUACAGUAGUUAGAAGCAAAGUGCUGGGAUAUGUUGUUUCAAAAAAAAUUCUGGAAGCCGUAAUCUCGGAAGCAUUCUGCAAUAUCAAGUCAUCUACAUUUGAACGCCUUGUUAAAGAAAAACGUUCACGUUGUAAUGAGUUUUUCGAAGGAGUAUUGACAGAAAUGGUUGACAGUGAAUGUGCAAGACGGAGUAUAUAACUGUAUAAGGAAUAUUGAAGAUGACAAAAUGGCGAAGAACACCCAUCUUAGGGUAUAAAUUGUGUGUGCCAAAUCCGCUUUCUUGCAAUGGGUGUCGGAGAGGGACAUUACAAAACACGUCUAAAUUGCUUAAAAACGCCGAGAUUGUCAAUAUUUUUCAAAUUUGUUUGAGAAAUAGACACAAUCUCUGCGUGUGUGUAUGCAAAGACCAAGAAAAAAGACAACCUACGCCUGGUGCAAUGCAACACCUAUAGUUCAGCAGAUUUGAUGUUGCCAAUGUUAGUGGCAACACUUGGCGACCCAUACAGUAGGUGUGGAGAUUGUCGCUGUUUUUUAGAUAUUAAUUAAUAUUGUGAAAAAACAGAGACGAUCACGGGCGGACUUGAAAUGGAAGGACCAAGAAACGAGGCGACCUAAACCUAUAUUAUAGUCCUGUGUCAUGCCGUUGCAACGGGCCAAGCUCUCACAAUCCCUGACACCAACGUAAGACACUCGUGCACAACAGAGUCAAAGUGAAGAACAAUAUAUCUAGAAAAAGUAGGUUACUGUAAUUCAUGGUACAGAUUUGCGUGACGUUUACUUACUGUUCCUUAUAAUCAAUGGUUAGAACUUAGAUACAGAUUGUGUGUCCUUGUUACCUCAUGUUGUUACUAUUUAGGCCGUACCUACAAAUAUUUACCACUGACAUAUUGACCAAUUUACCAUCACACUAAACUUUUAUGGUCAAGGACAUGUUAUACGAGGUAACUUUUGCUACAACUUGCGACGCAACAAACACAUGUUCUGCUUAGAUUUCAAUUAAGGUGGAAUCGACUUUACCGGUUUUUGAAUUUUUGUCCCAAUGGCCUCGUUUUCAUGUUUGCCUAUUGGAGCAUGGCAAGACACAAGUUAUAUCCCCAUGCACGAAUAUGUUUAUAUUUGAUCUUGAGCCCAACUGAGUUUAUAUGAUGUGUUGUCGUGAAAUCACUAAAAUGUGCCCCCCCCCCCCUCUCUCAAAGAUGCCUGAAACAAGCACCCCCCUCUCGGGAUGGACUUGAAUGGAGGUUUACGAUAUCAAUUAAAACGCAUUUAAAAACAAUUAAAGACUGUGGCUUUUCCUAUAUUUAUUUUGUGCAGUAGUUCAGGACGGAGGUUUAUUAGCGGGGAAGGGGCCAAAUUAAUUAAUUUUCACCUAUAGAGAGAGAGGAAAAGUUUAUUAAAUACGUGUCAAUUACAAAUUAACUUAAAUCCUACUUCUACUAAACUAUUAUGCAUGCAAUACUAAAAGUUUACAUUAGAAUAUCUAUGAAUUCUAAUAAGAAUAUCUACUAUGAAUAUCUAUUAAGAUCUUGUCUAAUAGUUACACCAAUUAAAUACUAUACACUAUCUUUGAGCUUUUGAAGCGUAAUAGUUAAUGAAACUGUCUUUAAAACGAUUCGUCUGUAAAACUGGCAAGUCAUAUUUUGAGGUAGACCUAACUGUACAAGAUCAAGAUACUAACAGCACUGUCUGGUAGUGUCGGUUCGUUUCACGACCUGUUCGAGGAACAGGUAGAUGAGAAAUAUUUUGUGCAAUGAACUCCAAAAGAAGAAAUGCUGAAACAUGUUAAUUUAGCAACAACCAUUUCCUUGGAAAUUUCGACAAAAAACAAGACAUUCUGACGUUUAAAUUAUUUCUUUCGUUCAAAUAAACUAUAGUUAUAGAAAUGAAUAAACGUGAUUCUCUAUAAAACAUUACUAGUUUUCGUGUUUCACCAUAUUGAUGGCUAACUACUGUAGAGGAUAGUCGGGGGGGGGGGGGGUAAAUAGAGUCCGGGGCUUAUUAAAGAAAAUACGGCAUAUUUAAAAGUACUUUUUUUUUAAUGACGGAAAUAUUAUCCUGAUUCACUGAGCCCUGAAUUUAUUCAUAGAUGAUAAUAACAAAAGUUUUUCUAUAACAAUUUUCAGCAAGAUUUUCACCUGAUGACAAGGUAUCGAAAGAAAGAGUUGUGAUGAAGAAGCGAUUUGGAAUAUUGUUAACCCAACAGGAUCCGCCUGUUUUUUAA
Paramuricea clavata is the source of this 5035-nucleotide messenger RNA. NCBI's taxonomy places the organism in Eukaryota, Metazoa, Cnidaria, Anthozoa, Malacalcyonacea, Plexauridae. The record is from the annotation of a GenBank genome assembly.